Musca domestica (house fly) is the source of this 4632-nucleotide messenger RNA. RefSeq names its product F-box/LRR-repeat protein 6 (gene Fbl6). Gene Ontology annotation, cellular component: SCF ubiquitin ligase complex. Lineage: Eukaryota; Metazoa; Arthropoda; Insecta; Diptera; Muscidae. Bases 828 to 3398 code for a protein of 856 amino acids. Gene Ontology annotation, molecular function: protein binding. The record is from RefSeq and is a predicted model, not a curated record. The transcript has 9 exons.
AAAUCGUCAUCAUCAGUUUUUUCGUCGUCGCGUAAAUAAAUGGUGGGAAAAACAACGGCAAUUAUUUUCUCUAUAUUGGCGUUAUUAUUUUCUCCCAACUCCAAUAAUUACAAUAAUAAUUGUAAUUUAAAAAAGAAUCUUGAAAUGGAGUUCACCAGUUAAUUACGUCGUCGAAGUGAAGUUUUGAAGUGUCCAUCAACACAAAUUGAAUUGUUUAUCAUGAGAAAAAGUCAAUAAAAUAAAAACAAUAAAAAACACAAAUCGACGUAUAGCUGCAUUCUUCACUCUAACGGCCGUCGCUGCAGAGAGAGAGUGCAUUAACGAACCGAAGUAGAGAAAAUCUGAAAAUCUCAAGAGAAGAAGAAGAAGCAAAAAUUUCUUUAGUGGCGUCCAAAGAAAUUCGUUUGAUAUGGAAAAACAAAAACUGUUAAAGGAGUAAUAAAUCCUUGAAAAUUGUUGCAACCAAUCAAAGGAAAAACAAUAAGAAUCCUUGUAAUGUUCGUGUGUAAAGUGGAUGAGUGUAGUGAAGAGAAAACCGAAUAAUGCAAAUAAAUAGUGAAUAACUGUACUACUCUCAUCAAACAAAAAACACAUAAAUAAAAAUAGAUCAAAAACCGCUAAUCCUUCUCCUAAGCAGUAAAAACCAAGAGGAGGGCAAAUAAGAAAACAAAACAUCAUCCAAUCGGAGAGCAAUAUCUAGUAAUAGUAUUAAUAACGAAAGACAACGACGAGAAGGAAGUAUAUGGACCAAAGGAAUACGGAUUUUGCAACUUUCUCCACUAAGCUAAAAAGAAUACAACGUUAGGCAGGCCAAUAGGGAAAGAAACAUGGAGGCAAUGGAUGUAGGUGAUAAGGAGGAUUCGUCCACGGCAACAAAAUAUGUUGUUGCCGAAGAUGGGGGAGGGAAAGAACUUGGCGGCGUUGCUGCUGCUGAUGGCGCUCUAGCAACAAAUAGUUCAAAUUUGACAACAAAAUCUCAACAACAACAACAAAAUAAAGUGCCUGCUGCUCCCGCUAAUUUGAAUAAUACAGACGAUUGUGAAAUGGAAACGGAUAAUGAUAAGGUUGAAAAUUCUCAGAAUGCUGGCAUUCACAAGGAUGAAUUGAACACGAACAACAGUUUGUCUCCAAAUAAAGCCACCACAAUAGUGGAAGACAGCAGAACCAACAAUGACAAGUCAAUGGCGUUAACAUUAACGCCCUCCACAACCGAAGAGCCAUCCCAAUCACCCACCACAUCCAUAGGAGGUGGUUGUGGUGUUGGUGGUACAGGUACUGAUUCGGAUGGCAAAAUGCAAUCACCCAAUCUAACAUCGCCAGCAGCUUCCACCCCGGCCUCAACGCCACCCUCGGAAACUGGUCAAGGGGAUGGCGGUGGCGGAUAUUCACCGCCUGAAAUAACUGGCAAUAGUUCUGCGGAACAUUCCUCACCCACGGCCGAUGUUGCAGACCAAACUUCCAUGGAUGCCCUAAAGGAUCCAUCACAACAGAGUCCAACACAAAUACAACCACCAACGCCACCUAUUCAUCACCCGCAUGCUAUCAAUGUGGUACGCAACGGUACCAUACCGAAUGCUGGGAAACCUUUGAUGUCAACUAUCAGUAAGAAAUUUGAAAAGUCUGCCAAAUCGGGACGUACUCGGAAGCCUAAAGCGGCAGCGGGACCUAUGUAUGAAAGUGAGAUAAGUGAAAAUAAAACGGGCAUUAAGCUGUGUAUUAAAAAAUCCGACAGCUCAUUAAGUACGGUCACAGCUACUGCUAUUGCAGCCGUUACAAAGGCCAUAAAUAAAUCGGCCACCACUUCGGGGAGAAGUCGUAAAAGUUCCAGAAAUUCAAAACAGCGCAUUAAACUAAACGACAGCAAUGAUGAAGCCGAUGAAUUGGACUAUGAACCGAAACGGAAAAAGGAUCGCAGCUCUAAACGGCAGGCGGCAGCAGCAACGGCCAGUGCGGCGCAAGCUGAAAAUGAUGAACACAAACGGCCAGUGGUGGAACAAAGUAUAUGGGGUAGAGAUUUGCCAGAACCAGUGCUUUUUAAGAUUUUUCAAAAUGUUGUCGAAAGGGAAGGUUGUCUUCCAACAUUGUUCCGUUUGGGUCGUGUCUGUUCUCUGUGGCGUCGUGUCUCUUUGUCCCCAACAUUAUGGCGUUCAUUGGACCUAACCACAUGGAUAAAAGAAAAAUAUCGCACCGAGUUAAAAUUAAAGUGGUUUGUGGAUAAUCGCUGUUCAUGUUGCACAGAAUUGAAUGUUUCAAAUUUCAAAGUCACCGACAUUAGUUGUUUUCUAAUGAAAUUGGCUGCUGGUGCCCCGAAUCUAACAAGCAUAACCCUAUCGGGUUGGAAAGGUUUCUCAUGUGAUCAUUUGGCAUAUUUGGUGGAAAAUAUGAAAAAACUCGAACGUCUAGACUUAAGUUCUGUGAAUGUCGAAAUGAAUGCUAGUAAAAGUGCUGUGGGUGUGCAAUCAUUGUGCAAUGCUUUGCAAGUUAUGGGUGAUAAAUUGACACAUCUUUAUUUGGCGCACAAUCGUUUAGCCGGUAUACCGCAAAUAGUCAAUGUUUUAUCGACACAUUGUCCAAAUCUAGUUUUAUUGGAUCUAUCCAAUGUAACAACACAAGCCACAUCUCAUGGUAUCUUACAUGUUGAGAAAUUACAGCAAGGCUGUCCAAAACUGAAAGUUUUACGCAUUACCAAUUCUCAUAUAACACUGAGUACGGCUUCCUUACAAGAAAUGAUGGAUUCACCUGGUUUUCCUGAGUUGGAAGAAUUAUCGGUAGCCGUUAUGGAUGAAUCACGUGUCAUUGGCGACGAACAUAUACAACGUAUCUUGAAAUCUUCGUCAAAACUAAAACUCUUAGAUGUACGCGGCUGUGCCCGUCUGACACAUGAAAGCUUGAUACGUCUGCCAACAUGGGAUGUGAAACAUUUGUUUUUAUCCGGAUGUUCAGUUACAAGAGAUAUGGGAUCUGGUCUGGAAUUAAUUGCUUCUAAAUGGGCCCACAGCCUAAUUGAAUUGGAUCUCGCUUGGGCCAACGUGCAACAACCCUUAGACAAUGCCUUACGUGCCUUGGCCGAUAAGGGUGCCGAGUCACGUUUAGCUCAUUUAAAUCUAUGUGGUUCGUCCGUUUCCGAGGAAGCAGUCAAAGAAAUUCUGGCUAACUGCCCAUUGAUGAGUAGCAUUAACCUGGCCUCAUGUCGUGGAUUGCCGCGUGGUGUCAAACGACAAAUGCAAGGUCCACAAGAGCUCAAUGAAUUACGUGAAGUUUUAAAGGUUCAAUUAAAAGUCAAAUUACCCGAGACCAAUACUACACCAGCCAGCUCAUCAACGGCGACGGCGACAACAACAAGUGCAAAUAACAAUGAUGGAGGUGGUGGUAGCCAUGGAGCUGCAUGCAGCCCAUAGUCCACACAAAAAUUGUUUACAUAAAUCUUGUAAAUUUUUUAAUAAUUGUAGUUUGUAUUUUUUGUAUUUGAUUUCAUUUUUUUAAUUUAUCUUUUCGGAAUUUUCUGUUUCAAAGCUAAAUUUGUAUUAGCCUCUUAAAAAAACAACACUCAAAAUCUUUGUGGGAGGAAAAAUAAUUUAACCAAUGUAGUUUUUUUAUUUUUUAUUAUGACAACAGAUUAUUAUGGACGUAUUAAGCAUCUACAGUUGACAGAUAAAUAUUUUACUUAAAAUUGUAUAAAAUCUAUUUCAUGUGGACAUAUUCAAUUUCAAAAAAGAAAUAAAUUCAUUUGUAAUUUAAAAAAUUUCAAGUGGAUAAUUGAAAUAAUUCUAUUUAAAAUUCCAAUUAAAGGAUAAAUUUGUUGAAAUAUGCAUGUAAUAUUCUAGUUUACGUUUUUUGGAAUACUAGUUUACGUCUUCGACGUAUAUCUAAAGACUUUUAAUAUUUUCUUUUAAGUAAAAAAUGACAGCCACAAAAAAUAAACCUCCUGCAAGAUCUACUUUUUACAAUUUGUUUUAUAUUUCUAUCUCUCUAUAAAUAUACAAAAUACAUAUGUUGUAGUGAUGUGUAAAUUAAUUACAAAUUUUAUCAAAUUUAAUAAAUAUAAAUCCAACAAAAACUACACACCCGCGCCAUUUUUCCCCCUUGAAAAUUUCAAAAAUAACACAAAGCAAAUAACAUACGAACGAAAUAACAACAAAAUACAAAAACACAGCAACAAAUCAAUCAAUGUUUUACGGCAAUUUUAUCUUUAUUUUUUUAUUGUUUUAAAUUUGUGAAAUUUAAAAUUUAUUAUUAUUUUUCUAAUAUUACCAUCUAUCAUCUAUUUUAACUAUUAUAAGAAAUGAAAUCAUGUUAAACAAAGUACAGAAGAAAAACAAACAAAACGAAUCAUGCUAAUUAUACGUAUUUUCCUUCUGUAUCCUGUCCAAAAAAUUAAAAAAAAUACACCUCCUACUCCUUAAUUUCUAAACAUAUUUUUGUGCAAAAUAUUUGUAAACUUUUUUAUAUUAUUUUUAUUUGUGUAAUAAUUCUUAUAGAUAUUUUCCGCUCCAUGCCCAAAAAAUAUUAUUAUAUCUCAUUUAGAAAAGAAAGUAAAAAAUUAAACAACGUAUUUUUUAAGAAAAUUAUAUUUUUUUGUUGCAUUCAAAAAGGAAAAUAAAAACGAAUCAUAAAUAUUUUUAAAAACUAUGA